This is a messenger RNA of Lampris incognitus (smalleye Pacific opah), 1554 nucleotides long. It is a transcript of the gene capgb, whose product is annotated as capping protein (actin filament), gelsolin-like b. The transcript has 9 exons. Gene Ontology annotation, biological process: actin filament severing; barbed-end actin filament capping; actin polymerization or depolymerization. The coding region runs from base 114 to 1148 and encodes 344 amino acids. Gene Ontology annotation, cellular component: actin cytoskeleton; cytoplasm. Gene Ontology annotation, molecular function: phosphatidylinositol-4,5-bisphosphate binding; actin filament binding. The record is from RefSeq and is a predicted model, not a curated record. Lineage: Eukaryota; Metazoa; Chordata; Actinopteri; Lampriformes; Lampridae.
GUGUGUGUGUGUGUAUGCAUGCGGGACAUGUUCCCUCUUGCAUAUCUUGCAUUUGCUUUCCACUCUUCCGCUGCAGCGUGUUGUCCCGAGCCUUCGUCUCACUUUUGUAAAGAAUGCUGCCGUUCCAGGCAGCACCAGGCCAGUUUGGGCCGGAGAUUCGACAACCAGGUCUAUGGGUGUGGAGGGUGGAGAAGAUGAAGGCGGUGCCGUUGGACCCCUCUGAGGUUGGCGCCUUCUUCAACGGAGACUCCUACCUGGUGCUGCAGAACCGCGGCGAGCUGGGCACAGACCUCCACAUGUGGAUAGGUGAGAAAUCAUCUCGUGAUGAACAAGUGGCAUGUGCCAUGCUGGCCACCCAGCUGGACAACUUCCUGGGUGGUGACCCCAUCCAGCACAGACAAGUCCAGGGUUAUGAGUCCCCAGAGUUCAUGACCCUCUUCCCCAGAGGAGUCAGCUAUAAGGAAGGUGGUGUGGAGUCGGGCUUCAGGCGGGCUCAGGACUCUGGGACGGUGCAUAGAUUGUACCAAAUCAAAGGGAAACGCAACAUUCGUGCCAAGGAAGUGGAGCUGUCCUGGGAGAGCUUUAACAAAGGGGAUUGCUUCAUUUUGGACCUUGGAGAGACCAUAAUUUCGUGGAUCGGCUCCCAGGCCAAUAUCUUUGAGAAGCAGAAGGUGCGGGAGAUCGCCUCACUGAUCCGUGAUACAGAGAGACAUGGUAAAGCCCGCAUCAGCGAUAUCAGUGAGGGGGAAGAGCCACCAGAGAUGCUGAAGGUGUUGGGAUCCAUGCCAGAGCUUGCAGAGAGCACUCCAGAAGAGGACAGCAGAGCAGAUGCCUCCAACUCAGCCUAUCUCUACAAGGUGUCUGAUGCCACGGGUUCAAUGACGAUGACCAAAGUGUCAGAGAAGUCCCCAUUUGCCAAGGAGCUGCUGGUGCGUGAUGACUGUUUCAUCCUGGACAACGGAGCCAACGGGAAGAUCUUUGUCUGGAAAGGUAGUGGAGCCAAUGCCGAGGAGAAGAGAGAGGCCCUAAAGAUGGCGGAUAACUUCAUCAAACAGAUGGACUAUCCGAGGAUGAAGACACAGGUGGAGAUACUUCCACAAGGCAGGGAGACCGUCAUGUUCAAGCAGUUCUUCAAGAGCUGGAACUGAACAUUUGACAUGAAAGUCACAGAUGUUGCACUCGUGAAAUUAUUUCCAAACCAACUAUCUGUUUUUCAGCCUUUUGUCAAGAGAGCAUCUGAUACACAUUGUUUUUUUUUAACGUGUCUUCUUAUGUGUAUAUAUUUGUAAGGUACUCUAUACUAAUAUUAGUUACAUUAGACAUAAGUAGACUCAGGUCUCACAACUUGUGUGUUCAAAAUUUGUCUUAUCAAGAUGCAUCAUGUGGGCAAAAUUGGCCACUCCUUCUACAUGUCAAAUGGUAUUCUAAUUGUUUUAAAGCCAAGAGGACAUUAUAUAAAUUAGCUUGUUUUUUUACAUUUGUUUAAGAGCAUCAUAGAUGUAUUUUCCUACAUUUGAAAAUAUGAAAAUAAAUCCAAAUCUGAGUCAAUUUGCA